Salvia splendens (bonfire salvia) is the source of this 686-nucleotide messenger RNA. RefSeq lists its product as uncharacterized. The transcript is spliced from 2 exons. NCBI's taxonomy places the organism in Eukaryota, Viridiplantae, Streptophyta, Magnoliopsida, Lamiales, Lamiaceae. The record is from RefSeq and is a predicted model, not a curated record. Gene Ontology annotation, biological process: regulation of mitotic cell cycle spindle assembly checkpoint. Gene Ontology annotation, cellular component: anaphase-promoting complex. The coding region runs from base 81 to 380 and encodes 99 amino acids.
CAAACCUCUUUUCAUUCCCCAAUUUCAAAUUUUGAGACUAAAGCAUUGGACAAAGAUACCAAAGAGCAAAGAUAGAAAAAAUGCUGCAAUACCCUGCGUUCAUGACUCAGUUCCCAUCGUCGACGAGGGUUAUUCCGACGUCGUAUCUUUUGCCGGCGCAGUGGCCGCAUCCCCACAACGACGAGCUCCUUCUCGCUAUGGAAGAGUCCGAAUACGAAGAUAAGUGCAAUGAAAUCAGAAAGACAAAUAGCAACUUAACCAUAAUUGGGAAAACAACAGUUGACCACGAUAAAGAAGAUUUUGACAAUGAUGCUGAUGAUGAUGAUGCUGACAAUGCAGAAGAGUCUGAAGGUGAUGAAUUUGAGCAGGAGACUGGUUGAAGGUGUGUGUGUGUGAGAGAGAGUGAGAGUUUGUAUGUUACAAUGAACCACUAGACUUGUAUGUUGCAGUGAACCAUGAAGAGUUUGAAGACUCAAUUUAUUGAUAGUUUCUGAAUUUCAGUCACUCACACUCACACUGAAAAGUUGAUAGGUGACACACAUCUGCGGUCUCUAUACAAAAUUUUGCAUGUUUGAAGUUCUUGUAUUAAGGUCAAAUAUGGUACGUGGAUGUAUUUCACUUUUUGUUUUAUUUUAGACGAAAAUGCUAUUUGUGUCUUUACUUUGAAUGAAUAUACCAUUUUUGUC